AUGCAAGAUGCUGCAACUGAACCUGCGAGUGCAGACAAUGAUCAAGUGCAACACCAACCUGCUCCUGCUGGAAUCCAUCACUCGAACGUCAACGACAUCAUCGAGGAUGAUGGUGACUUCGACGAUGCUUCCCUGGAUUCCGAUGUGCUUCAAACAACCUUGGCCUCGGAUCAUAUGGAGGAUAGCCCUUUGACGAAGAGUCUUGCUAAUCGGAGUCAUACACGCACCGCAUCACAACCAAUUCUUGCUGGCGCCAAACAGUUUUCUCGUCCCGUCGAUGACCACCAGCAUGGUCAAACCGACAACAGUAACCCUAUGGACCAAUUCAAUUUCGCCCCCAGAAAUAUGAAAAUACCCACGACAGCGCCACAGAAGCAAACGGCGUUGUCUGUGGAGACCCCGAAACAAGACGGAAAUCACGCCUAUAGCCACACGCCCCCACAGUCCUUUCCUUCCAUCAGCACGACACGAGAACAUGCCACUGCCAGCUUUCAGCAUGGUACAACUCAAUCCAAUGUCUUGACCGUCAUCUCCCACGAAUUACAGGCAUACGAAGAGACUCGUGAUACGUCACCAUCCUCUGCAGUAUCCGAACCCGUGCAUGCGGAAGUUUCUUGUCAACCCAACCGUCGCUCUAUCUCUAGCCAACCUCAGGACUCAAAUUGCCACAGCGGAAUGCUCUCAGAAGAGGAGGGCCCAAGACAACUCCUGGAACCUGACAAUGACCAUGAGUCAAUCCGAGAGGAGGAGAAAGAGCAUUCCACGGAUGUUAGUGUCAUUACUCAGAUGGCGACGGCUUGUAAUCAGGUGCCACCGCCGGCUACUCCUCGGGGUCCUACAGUCGAUCUCACCACACCAACAUAUACGGGCCGCAGACAAGCAUCUCGGACUGGCCACUCCAAUAGAAGACGUUCCACAAGAGCUGGUGGGCCUCCUAUUCACGGUUCGAGAAUCAUGAAGACACCAAUGCGGAACCCCACUCGUCGACAUCACCAGCAUCCACAGCUUCUGUCUCCUGUCUUCAACGCGCCUCGACAACCAACAGAAGAGGAUCUUCUGUACCUGCUUCUGGCUCGUACUCGACAUAAGGAUGAAGAACUGCACAGAGCUGGGCAGUUGGAAGAAGAAAACGAGCGGCUCCGAGUGCAGAAUGAGGGUUCAAAUGCCAAUCUCACACAAGCAUUGCGCCUCCAAGCAGAGAGUGAAGCACAAAACAACACGCUUACUCAGAACCUGACCGCUUUCAAGGAGAAAUAUUACAAACUGAAAAAGUGGGCUUUAGAAGCUAACAAAGAUUGCGAGAGGUUGUCCAACGAGACCUCUGGUAUCAAGAGAUCGCUUGCCGAGGUUGUCAGAGACAGAGAUGAUCUUGUCUCACAACUGUGCCAUCUUCAAUCUAAUUCUGCAAAAGCUACGGAACAGAUGGGAACUCUGCGUUCCCACGUUGCGAGCGUGAAAAGCGAAGUUCUGAAGCAAAGUGCCGCCUUGAGCCAGCUCUACGGUCAAUAUGUGGAACAAAGUGAUCAUCUCACACAUGAAAAGAACAGAUGCAGAAAGUUGGAUACACACAUAGUGUUCCUCGAGCAGGAGAACAGGACGCAAGCCGCCAGGUCACACCAUGAGCUUCGGUCACUCGAUCGGAGAUACGAAGAGACAUGUAAAAAGCUCCAGCAACUAAUUCGAGUGACAGAAGGGUCACAAACCAUGAAUGAGGAGUCAUUCAGGACUGGUCUAAACAUGUUACAGUCUAUAGCUGACAAAGACCUUACCACGAAUGCCGACUUGCAGCCCAUCCUGAAGGCUUUGGGCACAGUGAACAGCACGAUCGAAGCAGCGCCAAAGGCCAUCAUAAAUCGCUUUCAGGAGAACAUAUCAAUUCUGCAGAACGAUUGGCAAGCUAAGGCUUCAGCAGAAGCUUCCAGUCUACUCUCGGUUGCUCAAUCAGAUAAUGGAGACCUUGUCGAGGCCCAAAUGCAGGUGGCUCGACUGCAGGAAAGAGCAUUACAAUACGAUGCCAUGUUGGAACUGCUCAGCCAAGCGAGGAAUGCAGCAGAAGAACGUGAGAAACAGGAACGUACCGAAAACAGGAAGACUCUGGAAGAUUUGAGAGCUUUAGGGGAGCCCAAAGAACUGCAGAAGCAGAUCACGGAUCUCCAGAAUCAAGUGGGCGAACUCUCUACCCGGUACCUUGCUACGAGUUCUACAUUAGACCGAUCGAAACAGGAAGUGGGCGAACAACAGCAGGUAAUCCAGGUCCUUCGCGUGACGCUGGCAGAAGCUGAGCAGGAACGUGACUCUCUUCGAACGGUAGCUGCGGAAGCCGAGGAGGAUUUGCGGCACUGCAACAAGCAGAUCGACGAGCAAACAAAGCGGUUGGACUCUAUGGAUAUCGAGAUCCGUGAUCUGCGGACCAAUCUGGACCAGGAUCACAAAAUAUCCCAGGAAACGAUUGAACAGCUGGGAAAAGACAAGUCGAAAUUGGAGAAUAAGCUGGAGAAAGUUGAGAUGGAGAAGAAGGCGAUUGCUCUAGAGAAAGACGCCGUGCAGUCUCGGGUUACUUCUCUUGAAAACGAAGUUCUGGAUGCAUCAGAAAAUGCUCGCAAGUUGGCCGAGACAACCGCCAUACUCGAGGCGACUAAAGCCGAGUCCGAGAGGCUGAAGAAUCUACAAUCACAGCUCGACGCUCUCAAGCAGGCCUCGCAGACCCAGCAAGAGCAUAUAAGCACAAAAACGGUAGAGGUCACGACCCUCCGAGACCAGGUCACUGAACUUCGUCGAACAAACACGAAAUUGGAGGGAGACGUAGAGCAUGCACAGAACCUAGCAAAAGACAGAGACUCGCUAGAGAUUGACUUGCUCGACGUGCGCAAGCAGCUUGCGAGAAAGGCCAUCCUUGAGGCCGAGGAAGAAAAACUCGAGUCCGAGCUUGCCGUCAUCAGAAAUCGGGCUUCGGAGGCAGACUCGCUGCAGCAAGAGAACGAACAGCUCAAUCAGACCAUAGCCUCAAUCUCAACAGAUCUGACACAAGCUCGGAAAGAGAGUGUGCAGCUUCCUUCUCUAUGUCAGACAAUCGCAGAAAAGGACCUAAGCCUCGCCAUACUCAGAAAGCAAUUGGAGGAUGCCACAGUCCAGGUCAAUGAAAAUGUGAAGAAUAAGGUGGUGUUGCAGUACAAAGACGAGCACAUUGCCACACUGGAGCAAGAGAAAUCGAAGUUGGAGCAGGAGCAGUCGGCUCUCCAGCAAGAGAAGGUUAAUCUAGAGCAGGAGAAGUUGGCUCUGCAGCAACAGUUGAUGAAGUGUGAGGGUGAGCUCUCGAAUGCUCUGCUGGACCAUGAAGCACGCCAGUCGAAUCCGCAAAGAAGGGUGGCGGAUCGGUCUGGAAAAGGAGCAUUGGCUGCCAAGCACUCCACCUUUCAUGAACAAGUCGAGCGCGUGGAGGGCGCCGAGUAUCUGGAAGAUGAGAUUGUUGGGACUCAGAAAGAUCCCACUCCACAGCCAACGGGCAGUACAACGAUUGUGCCGGAAACCCAGUUCGACCCACAACUUGAAACUCAGGGCGGCCAUAACAGCUUGCUGCUUGGUGAGGACCUGUUGAAUGAGGACUCGUCUGAUUUGACCAGUCCCCCGGGAGAAUCUGAUCACGAAGAUGACGAGUUUGAUCCCGAUCGAGAGAUCUUUGGAGCCCAAUCGACGCAACAAAGCCCAAGGACUCAACCAGAGGAGGGACAAUUUGGUGGACAUCGUCAAACCCUUCGAAGAGCACCGUCGAGUGCGUACAGCUCACAAAGCGAGCAAAUGCUGCUAGACCAGGUCGGGCAGGAUGAGGCCCAGUCAGUGUCAGGGACAUUCAUGCGGCCGCCAGCUUUCAAUCUGGGCCUAGACGCUGUUCAAGAGGAGACAGCUACGCAUGGGGUCCCAAGCAAGAGCUUACCUCGCAACCGUGGGAAUUUGGAUACUGGGCUUGGUGCCAGGAGGUUGAGGAGCGAGUCUCGGGCACGUGGAAGAGAAUCGACCCCGUUCCCAGAAGCGACCCCCAACCCCCGUCUCAGCCGCGAAUCCACACCGAUUGUUCCUCGAGAGCGAUAUCAACCGAACUCGGCAGCCAAGCGCCGGAUCGAACGUGACGAUACUUCUGCUGGAUCUGCAUCGGUUGCCAAACGAUCGAAACGCACACCGGCGAAUCUAGAAGUCAAAGUCCCCAGCACUCCUUCUGCAAAGACUCAGCCAGGCGACCAAACACCAUCUACUCGCUUGAAAAGCAGCCUCCGGCAUGGCAGCAGUGUCGUUGGAACCAAUGCUCCGGCUCCUGGCAAAAACCAGCGGAAUCCAAAAGGUCAACGAAAAGGAUCUCGCCAGGACAAGUAUGCAAACCGGUUCGCUGCUGAGACUUGA
Exophiala xenobiotica is the source of this 4392-nucleotide messenger RNA. RefSeq lists its product as uncharacterized. The record is from RefSeq and is a predicted model, not a curated record. Lineage: Eukaryota; Fungi; Ascomycota; Eurotiomycetes; Chaetothyriales; Herpotrichiellaceae. The coding region runs from base 1 to 4392 and encodes 1463 amino acids. The transcript is spliced from 3 exons.